UCUUCAUUCCCCCUGAAAUCCGAGGAACACACUGAGUGCGCAUCUGGACUCACACUUGGCACAUCUGGACUCGCACUUCGCGCAGGAUUCCUCGUGCUCGGCUGCAUCCGGGCACCUCGCGUCUUUGUCUCGUUCUUUCUGUCAGCAACGGGACGACUCCCCGGGGGGCGGGCGGGGGGGAGAAGGAGCGCAGUUCAUGUCCUGGGAGGACGGAGACACACAACGCCUAAACCCGGACCUUGUCUCCGCUCCUGGUGUCCACCGCCUGGGACAGCAAAGGAUCCGCCGUGUCCACGUGUGACCCUCCUCCGAGCUCGAACCCCGGCAGUGUGACUGUAGAAGAUCUCAACCCUGGAUUCCAUACUCCUGAUCAAUGGACAGAACGUUUUUACCGCGCAGCCCAAGUACAGACACAACGUGAGCAGUCCAUACCCUCUGGUGGGAGCGCCCCCUGCUGGCUGGAGGGUGAUGGAGAGAACAAGCGAGAGCCCUCGGCGGCGGACCAGCCCGGAGCGGCGGCCCAGCAGCCCCGACCUUAGCGGAGCCCCACCUGGGAAAAUGAGCCGGCUGGAACUCAACGGCAGCCCGACGGGGCAACGGAUACCUCACAACGGCGCCCCCCUCAGGCCGCUUGGAGGUCUCAUGAUCCCUGUGUUCUGCGUGGUAGAGCAGGUGGACGGGGGUGUGGCCUCAGAGAGGGGCGUGGCCACAGAUGCUGAGUGGCGGGAGGAACAUGCUGAAUUCGUGUUGGUGCGCAAGGACAUCCCCUUUGCCCAGCUGGUGGAGACGGCUCUGCUGGCCCUGGGGUACUCGCACAGCUCUGCAGCUCAGGCCCAAGGCAUCAUCAAAGUGGGCCGCUGGAAGCCCCUGCCCAUCCGCUGCUUGACGGACGCCCCCGAGGCCACGGUGGCCGACAUGUUGCUGGACGUCUAUCACAUGGUCACCCUGCGCAUCCAGCUGCAAAGCUUUGCCAAGCUGGAAGACCUGCCGUCGGAGCAGUGGAACCACGCGACGGUGCGCAACGCCCUCAAGGAGCUGCUGAAGGAGAUGAACCAGAGCUCAUUGGCCAAGGAGUGUCCUCUAUCUCAGAGCAUGAUCUCCUCCAUCGUCAACAGCUCCUACUACGCCAACGUCUCCAGCACCAAGUGCCAGGAGUUUGGCCGCUGGUACAAGAAGUACAGGAAAUGUAAAGGGGAUUACUUAGAGAAGAUGUGGUCAGGACGGGAGAAAUCUGACAUCAAAGGGGAGCGGGACGGCCUCACGGAUUUCUGUGUACUUGGCCCACGUCCUCCACCUCACCUGGGGGGCGUGGCAUCGCUGGGUCCCCUGGGGGGCCUCGGGAAGGGGGACCCACUGCCUCCCACCCAGCUGUCACAGCAGCCAUCCGGGCAGCCCCAGAGCCACGGCCCACUUCAGCACAGCCCCCCACUGCGCCCCCAGGUUCCCCUGCUGGCCCCCGGGGGCCUCCUGUCCCCGCAACUCAGCCCCCAAUUAGUUCGCCAGCAACUGGCUAUGGCUCACCUCCUCAACCAGCAGCUGGCUGUCAGCCGCCUGUUAGCCAAUCAGCACCAGCCAGGCCUGAGCCAGCCCUUCCUCAGCGCCCCGCCCAUCCCCCGGACCCCUAAAGCCAGCGACCCAGGCGGCGUCCCCAGCGCCUCGGAGGUUUCGCCUGACAUCUACCAGCAGGUUCGCGAUGAGCUGAAAAGGGCCAGUGUCUCACAGGCCGUGUUCGCUCGCGUGGCCUUCAACCGCACUCAGGGUCUGCUGUCGGAGAUCCUCCGGAAAGAAGAGGACCCGCGCUCGGCCUCCCAGUCCCUGCUGGUGAACCUCAAGGCCAUGCAGAACUUCCUGAACCUGCCCGAGGCCGAUCGGGACCGCAUCUACCAGGAGGAGCGUGAGCGCAGCAUGAACCCCCAAGCGAGUCUGGUUUCCAACCCAACUGUGAACCCCUCGGGUUCCCGCCUCGCACAGAAGCCCAUGGGCCCCAGCUCCGAACUGCCUCUCAAGCUGGACACCCUAGUCAACAUCACUUCUUCCAUAUAUGAUGAAAUCCAGCAGGAGAUGAAGAGGGCCAAGGUGUCCCAGGCACUCUUCGCCAAGGUGGCUGCCAACAAGAGCCAGGGGUGGCUCUGUGAGCUGCUGCGCUGGAAGGAGAACCCCAGUCCAGAGAAUCGCACCCUCUGGGACAACCUGUGCACCAUCCGGCGCUUCCUGUCCCUGCCUCAGGUGGACCGAGACCUGGCCUACGAGGAAGAGUCUCGGCACCACCAUCACAAUGAAAGGUUGCACACCGUGCUUCAUCUGCCACCUGAGCCGCAGGCACUGUCUAGACAGCCAACCCAACCAUUGAAGGACCCCUCCCCCAUACAUGAUGACCCAUUGCCCGUGCCCCUGUCAAAUUCGGGAGGCAAAGAAGGGGUGUCAAUGGGAGGGAGCGGUGCAAAGAAGCCCCGCCUACGGACCAAGAUCUCUCUGGAGUCGCUGGGCAUCUUGCAGAGCUUCAUCCAGGACGUGGGCCUGUACCCUGACCAGGAGGCCAUCCAGACGCUGUCUGCCCAGCUGGAUUUGCCCAAACACACCAUAGUCAAGUUCUUCCAGAACCAACGCUACCACGUGAAGCACCAUGGUCGGCUGAAAGAGCACAGUGGGGGUGGCGGCGGUGUGGACGUCUCCGAAUACCGUGACGAUGAGCUGCUUUCCGGCUCGGAGGACGCAGAAUCCAGUGAGGAUGGGGGCGUCCAAGAGGAGCGUUACGGGUUGGAGUCUCUAGGCACAGCACCCACUCCACUGGAGCCCAAGGACAGGGCCCAUGUCCCGGCCCCCAGCCCAAACUGCCUGCCCUCUGGAAGCACCUCUCCCAGCCUGCGGGACGCUGGCGAGCACCAGAGAUAAUACCCCUGGAACAGGAAGGGGAUCCGGGUUUUACAGCAAACUGUUCCAGAGCCCCAAAGCAGAGAUGGGUGUUUGAGAGGUGGGUUAUGAACGAGGAAAGAGGUUUGAAGGUGGAGGUGGUGUGACGAGGGAGAGCACAUUACAUCCCAGAAGCUGGCGAGGGAGGCAUCGUAAGCUCAACAGAAGCUGAGACUGGGUGGGGAGGAUGGAGAUACCGCAGAAGUGAAGAACAUAGAUGGAACACGUGCCAGAGAGAGCGCCUCUAAGAGGAAGAGCUGUGCUUUGAGAAUGUGUUCAGGGAAGAAAGGGUCUGUAGAGAAGAUUCACCAGAUAGUAUCAUUCCCAGAGAACAGAUAGUUUGGACUUCCGUCCAUGCAGUGAUUCCUUCCGGCACUUCCUCUGCGUCGGGCAAAGUCCGCAAUGACUUGCUGCUUCUUUGUGUGUGAUGUGACUGGGCAUGAAUGGAAUGACUAUAAGGCAUGAUGUGUGGAGGGCAGAUCAAUGAGGCCUCCUCAAACACCAGAGCCCUGGUACCCCUCCUGAUUGUGGACCCACAUAGAGAGAGAUGAGUCUCCUUUCCGGUCUAAGAUGGAAAGAGAAGUUUUGACCCAUGAUCAAUAUUAAUUUCUUUCGAUGUACAGCCAUCAAAGGUCUCUCUCACCAUUCUGUAACUAUGGUGAUUAUGACAUUUGAAGGCACUCAGCCACACCUCCCACAUCAAAUCCUGCCCUCCUCCCCAUAAUGGGUGAAAUGCCUCAUCAUCAUGUCCUUCAGUCCUCAUAUGGGGAGACUUUGGCUCCUCAAUGUGCGAAAACCGAUGUAUGACCAGGAGCCCCCGUUCUGCACUUUAAACAGGUCUAGGGGGAAUGCAAAUGUGCAGAUUCAGCUCUCUAUCACCCUUAGCCGCAGAGAAAAUGGUCGUCAAACGUGCAUUGCUCUUACAGAUUCCUUCUGGAACGUUCUCUCGCCCGCUCCAUUCGCUCUCAACCCAGCUUUGCUGUCUUUGCACUUUCAUUCAAGUCGACACACAGAUACAGGAAGUCAGUUAGUUCCUCCCACGUCGGUUGACGUAUUGGGCAACGAGUGUUCUCCGAUGGGCUUUGUUGACAGCAGUGAUCUCAGCAUCAGUUCGUUCGAUGUUCACGGUCUUGAGGUCUUCUCGAAAGGUGGAACGCCACAUUUUCGAUGGUCGACCCUGUUUGCGCUUUCCCUUUGGCAGCACCCAGAUACAGCAAGGGCAGAUGUCAAAAGAGUACUAGAUGCCAGGACCCGAGGGACCACGGAAGAGCAAAACAGGAUCCUGAACUGUACGUUGAACGGGUCGUGGGGUUACGGGUUGGACCACUUUUGCUGAAGCGGACUGGAGAUUCACCGCUCUACUCCUGUGGUUCCACUGUGCAUUUUACACCUUUGCCUAAUGAUAAAAUACAAAAUGUAAACACACGCACAGAAAUCUGAGAGUGUAUCAUGUUCUUGUGCAUAUUUCUCGUUUUACAAGAUUCCUCUGUUGAGCUGAAACCGUUGCGAGGAGGUCCUCACACCCUCCCGUUGGACCACACGUGCCCCUACUCACUCCAAAGCCCUAUUUAUUGCUCUUUCUCCAUGGUUAUUAAUGCUUUUCUUGUUAACGUUAUCAUUAUUGUGGUCAAUGUUGUACGUUACUUCUUUUUAAUUUUCUCGGUCCACUCUUGGUUUUCGACAAGCGGCAUUUACUCCGAGUCAGAAAUAUGUGGAAAAGCUGUCAAAAUCAGGACGAAAAGAAGUUACUGAAGUUAUGAAAUCUCAGUAUUAUAGCAUAUGAUCUGUGGUAGUUUGUGUUUCCAAAUAACAGAACUGGAUGAGGAGAAAUAAUUAUUACAAAUACACAUUUUACAACGUGAAAGAAGAGUCGGUGCCAAUAUUAUACUUUUGAUUAGCAGAUAUUUUCCCGAAAGCAAUAUAUGUCACUUUUGGGUUAAAUUUGAUUUAGAAUCGUUGAGCUGUAUUUGGUCGAUAUCUCAAUUCAAAUAUUAUGUUGUACACAAGGGUGCCACAGCGGACCCCAAGAAGUACAGACUUUCAAAUUCCAGCUUCUUGACUGUUGGUCCACAAACUGAAAUGCGCACUCAUCAUUUUAUGUUCAUAUUUGCAGUUAGCGGUGACCAGAUGGAGCUGGAGUGGAAAAUGUUCAUAUUAUUAUUAUGUUUCUGAAUUUGUAAAAAAACAAAGAAAAUCUGACCUCACUUUAUGACAUAGGUCACCUUACAGAAUGAGGGUGGUGGCACUUUACUGUGGUUUACCAUAUAUAUGUGGAUGCCCAGUCUAAUGCUUUAAAAGACACUAUUAUUUUGUCUAAAAAAUUCAAUGGAUGCAGUUUUAUUUUUUGAAACGCAAUAAUAGUCAUUGUAAGGCAGCUCAGUAACAGGGCUGAGCUGCAUCAAAAAAGCCAAAAAAAACAUUGCGGCUGGCAGGAAUUACUAGGUAUAAAUUGUGUUCAAACUGCAGGGACUAUUACAUUUAUUAUUGGAGAUUUAAUGGUGAGUGUUUACUGACAAUAAACCUGUACAGACAUUUAGUUCAUGGUCUUAUGCUUUGUAACAACUUUUUAUGUUCAAGUAUGAAAGAGUGGGAAUUCAGGGAGCCUCUAAGGUAGAGAAGAACCAGUCUCACACACACUCUUUUUUCUCUUUUGUGUAGCUGUCAGUUUAAUUCCUACAAUUGUGGCUUUUCUUCAUUGACAUCUGAGCCUCUUAUGUUCAUGAUUAUUAUUAUUAUUAUUAUUAUUAUUAUUAUUAUUAUAUUUUUACUUUUUUAUUUUGUUGUCGCUGUGCCUCAGGUAGCAGUGUUUAAAGAUCCCACUCAACUAGAAGCACUUACACAGGUUGACUGCAUCACCGAGAACAUUUCCGUGUGUCUUUUCUCUGAGCAAAGGCCCGGGAUUGUCACCUUUAUUUAUCCUAUUUAUUAUGUGCCCGAUGAAGAAAGCACAAAACCCUUCUUCCAAAGAGUAUCAAUACUAAUGCUUUUAUGUCAUCUGGAUCAUUGAUGUUUGCCGCGAUCAUCAUCCAGUCUGGCUUAAUGCUCAUGAGCAAUGUGAAUGAGGGCAUCUCUUAUCCAUCAGUCUGUCUGCUCUGUUAUCACCAGUUGACAUUUCUUCUAUCUAAGUUAUAAUUAUUAGAUAUAAUUGUUAGGCUCUUAGAUGUUUGUUUUCUCUUUUCAUUUUUCAUAUUGUUGUUUUAAUAAAAUGC
Molecule: messenger RNA, 6119 nt
Organism: Scleropages formosus (Asian bonytongue)
Lineage: Eukaryota; Metazoa; Chordata; Actinopteri; Osteoglossiformes; Osteoglossidae
Product: DNA-binding protein SATB2-like
Exons: 13
Coding region: 469-2892 (807 amino acids)
Biological process (GO): regulation of transcription by RNA polymerase II; chromatin remodeling
Molecular function (GO): DNA-binding transcription factor activity, RNA polymerase II-specific; RNA polymerase II cis-regulatory region sequence-specific DNA binding
Source: RefSeq, a predicted model, not a curated record